AUGGUAAAUUCCGGCUUGGGUGGUCGCUCAGACCCAAAGAAAUAUCGUCCCCUCACGCUUUUGAAUAAUGAUGCAAAGUUUGGGCCUAAAGCUCUGGCUUACAGACUCAAACAAGUUUUACCUAAGCUUGUCGGCGACGACCAAUUUGGGUUUGUACCCGGUCGUGACAUUCGCCAUGCAAUAAGGUAUCUUUUGGAUCUCUAA
Messenger RNA from Plasmopara halstedii, 204 nucleotides. Its product is annotated as Reverse transcriptase domain. Bases 1 to 204 code for a protein of 67 amino acids. Lineage: Eukaryota; Oomycota; Peronosporomycetes; Peronosporales; Peronosporaceae. The transcript has 2 exons. The record is from RefSeq and is a predicted model, not a curated record.